UCUAUGAUUAGGGCUGCGGUGAGGGAAGGAGGCUGACGCUGUUGGAAGGUCAAGGGGCUUUUACGCACAGUUGGCGCCUUCUUGUUGACCGCGCACCACGAACUGCUGCUGCGGUUAAUUUAUCUGUAACGUUGCGGUGUGGUUCCUGGAUCAGUGGCGUUGGGCUUGGAAAUACUGGAGGAAGAAUGAGAUAUGUGCAGCUGACCUCCAGGGAGUGAGCAGAGUGCGCAAGACGUCUUGGAGUUCGGCAUGGCUGUGGGGAGCGCGUCGCUCCUGAGAGCGGGCUUUGUGUUGUUGAUGGCAGCUCACGUCCUGCAAUCGGUGUCUGCCUGCAACAGGGUCUACUACGAGAGGAUGAUCAAUGAUUUCUGCUUAGCUAAGUUCAAAUUCGACAUGGGAGGGCUGGAGCAAGGCCUGUGGUGCAGCUGGCCCGACACCAUGGAGAUCUACGAGGGUCUGACAAACUGCACCUACCAGGUGGCUUUGAGGAUGGACUGCUUCUGGCCGAAUCAGAUAGUUGACCGCUUCUUCAUGCAGGUUCAUCGGCUGUACUUCCACAACUGCGCCCUGACCGGCCGGCUCCUACAAGACCCGCCGAUCAGCAUCCUCGCCCCAUUCAUCGCAGUGCCAGUGCUGAUUACCCUCCUCAUGACUGCCCUCGUGGUGUGGAGGAGUAAACGCACAGAGGGGGUUUUAUAGGGACUGGCUUCUGAAUUUGGUCGCAAGGCUUGUAAAUACAUAUGGACUCUGGAGUGGCAGAGCAUGUGAUAAAAAAAAAUUUAGGGAAUUUUUGCAUAAUAUAUUAAUUUGAUACAGUUAUACUAAGUGUCUUGCUAUUGUUAUAUUCCCAGAUUAGUAUGAACAUACAAGUGUAUAUACGAUUGCAUGUCUCAUGAAAAGCUGUUUGACUGUUCUCUUUGGUAUAAAAAUAGAAUUUAUCUGUGGAUCACCCAUAUGAGAGUGUCAAAGUUUGGCAGGGGAAAGUAAUAAAGGUCUUUGAGAUUCAAGGGA
Messenger RNA from Epinephelus fuscoguttatus (brown-marbled grouper), 1011 nucleotides. Its product is annotated as receptor activity-modifying protein 1-like. NCBI's taxonomy places the organism in Eukaryota, Metazoa, Chordata, Actinopteri, Perciformes, Serranidae. The record is from RefSeq and is a predicted model, not a curated record. Gene Ontology annotation, cellular component: membrane; signaling receptor complex; cell surface. The transcript has 3 exons. The coding region runs from base 250 to 699 and encodes 149 amino acids. Gene Ontology annotation, molecular function: coreceptor activity. Gene Ontology annotation, biological process: G protein-coupled receptor signaling pathway; intracellular protein transport; protein localization to plasma membrane.